Arxiozyma heterogenica is the source of this 2787-nucleotide messenger RNA. RefSeq names its product Stb5p (gene STB5). Gene Ontology annotation, biological process: DNA-templated transcription; positive regulation of transcription by RNA polymerase II. The record is from RefSeq and is a predicted model, not a curated record. The coding region runs from base 1 to 2787 and encodes 928 amino acids. The transcript has a single exon. Gene Ontology annotation, molecular function: DNA-binding transcription factor activity, RNA polymerase II-specific; sequence-specific DNA binding; zinc ion binding. NCBI's taxonomy places the organism in Eukaryota, Fungi, Ascomycota, Saccharomycetes, Saccharomycetales, Saccharomycetaceae.
AUGGAAGAGAAUACACCUGUCAUCUCUGAGAAGCAAGAGUAUUCCUGUGCUCGUUGUCGUCGUUUGAAAAAAAAAUGUACCAAAGAAUCUCCUGCUUGUUCACUUUGUUCUAGACUUCAUGUACCAUGUACCUAUCCCGGUAGAGCACCUAGGAGAACCAAAAAGGAGCUGGAAGAAGCAAUGAGAAGAGGUGAAUAUGUUCCCUCAAGACGUCGCAAAAAAACAUCAAAGGAGAACACUCCAACUACUAUAAUACCCUCAACACAAGAAGUAUUGCCCAAGAUAGACCCAUCAUCCUCACAGUACAAUAUCCCAUUAAUGACUAAACCAAAUCAAACAUCAAUUGUAAAUAACAACCUUGUAAGAGAAAACAGUAAUGUAUCUUUACCCUCCGUUACUGCAUUGUAUAAUGAUGUUUAUUCAAAUAUUGUGAGAACCCUUAAUCAUAAUAAUACGAAUCAGACAGACAAUUUACCAUUAUCUACAACAAAUACCAUAGGUACUACACCACCAGUAACAAAUCAACCUACGAAUGAUUCACCACUAUAUGAAAAUGUAUCCACCCUAAUCUCCUCUUUGAAUUCGCCAGUGAAUACAACCACUAAUAAUUCCACAACAGCUCUUAUUGCUGAAAACAUGGCUGUAAGAGCAGAUGAUAACAAAAAUAACAGUAUUAUCGGUAAUGAUAAUACCAUUCAUAGAACUCUGCCCAUCAACCCUGCAUCUGCAAUUGACGUAUCGACUAUGGAUAAAAUUGACCCGGCUCCUUUAUUAUCUGCAACUCUUUUAUCUCAACAACCACAAAAUCUACUGACUACAUUAAAUGGAAGGCAGACUAAUAUGACAAAUAUUCCAAGAGUCUCUUCGUUACCAUCAAUGCCAAUAGGACCUACAUUAUCCACUCCAUCUUCGAUGAAUUUUGGUGUCAAUAAUAAUAACAAUAAUAAUAGUAAUAUAGAUAACAUUGAUAGAUACACAUCAGAUCCUAAUUUCCAACAGAAUAAAAGAACAAAGUAUUCUUUAACAUCAUUAGAAAGUAUAAGAUUAUCUCCUAUAACAACAGUUCAACCUAUAUCCAAUAACAAUAUUAAUAAUAGCCAUUCAAUUACACCGCUUUCUCCAUCAAGUGUGAAUAACAGUAACAAUAACAACAGUGCUACUAAUACUGGACCAACACAAAUAAGUACCACUGUAACCACGCCUGAUACCAAGUAUAUUAAUGAAAAUAGUUAUAAUCACGUUAAUAUGAACAACAGUACUAAAGAAGGAGAAAAAGAAGGGGGAGAAGAAGUACAUGAACCAAUGAAAAAUACCACUCCAUAUAAUAUAGCCAACGUUGAAUCCAUCCCUAUUGAUUCUGCAUCUAUCGAGACUGCUACAUUGGGUACAAUCUUUAAAGGAGGACGUGUAGGGACAUGGGUUAAUGAAGAUGGUAGUCAAAAGCCUAUUGAUAGAAAUCUUUUAGAUAAGUCGAUUGCAGCGUACUUUAGACACAAUCAUAGAUUAUAUCCAAUGAUCGAUAAAGCCUCAUUUUUAAAGCAAGUAGCAAUGAUUGAAGAGUUUGAUUAUGAUAAAUUAGAUAAGAUACACGAUUCGGUCUUCAUUUUUAGGCUUUAUAUGGUGAUGGCUAUUGGAUGCACGACUCUUAGAAGAGCAGGAAUGCUGUUAGAAGAUGAAGAAGAAUUGAGCGAUCAUUUAGCAUUUUUGGCGAUGAAGAAGUUUUGUCAUGUGAUAAGUUUACAAAACAUAGAGACUGUGUGUUGUUUAUUGUUACUGGGUAUUUAUUCAUUUUUUGAACCCAAGGGUUGGUCUUCAUGGACUAUCAGUGGUAUAAUAAUGAGGCUGACUAUUGAAUUAGGAUUGAAUCGAGACUUAGUCAAAGAGAAAAUGAAACAUAUGACGAUAUUUGAAGUUGAAGCAAGGUAUCGCGUCUUUUGGAGUGCAUAUUGUUUUGAAAGAUUGAUUGCUACAUGUUUAGGCAGAGCCUCUGCGAUAAGUGACGAUGACGUUACUGUGCCGUUGCCACGUUCGUUGAAUGAAUCUGAGAAAGAGGACAUUGAUAUCACAAACACGAUGAUACGUCUUAGAAGAUUAGCGGGUAGAAUCUAUAAAGAGGUACAUUCGACGAGUGUGUCUAAGAAGAAAUUGACGGUGGAGGAAAGAAUUGAGAUAAUAAACGGAUUACGAAAAGAAUUGGAUACGAUAUUUGAGACGGAGAAACUGAAGAUGAAAAAACAUAAUGAUAAGAAUAUCAACAAACAGAUAACAAACACGAUAUCGUUCCACAGUUCGGACAUAUGGUUAGCGAUGAGACAUUCGCAGUUGAUGAUAUUAUUGUACAGACCAUCCAGUCUAAUCCCUAAACCACCUAUUGAAUCGCUCUCCAUAUUGGGCAAAUACUGUUUAAAAGCGUGGAAACAUACGUAUACAUUGUACCAAAAGAAGUUGUUACCUUUGAAUUGGAUAACGUUGUUUAGGACGUUAACGAUAUGUAAUAUUAUUUUGUAUUGUUUGUGCCAAUGGACCAUAGAUUUAAUUGAGAGUAAGAUAGAGAUACGACAAUGUGCAGAGAUUUUGGACCAUUUUGGAUCCAAGUGGAUAUUUGCGAAAAAAUGUGCAAAAGUGUUUACAAAUAUUAGCAAUACUAUAUUGGAGAUAAGUUUGAGUGACGGUAAAGUGCCAAACAUGGAUAAGUUGACUACGGAAGUGUUUGGAGCUAAUGACGCAUAUCAUGAGAUUCUAAAUGAAAAUAAUGUUGACGUAUCAUGGAUUGAUAAGCUGGUGUGA